Messenger RNA from Acanthamoeba castellanii str. Neff, 576 nucleotides. RefSeq names its product PXMP2/4 family protein 3, putative. The record is from RefSeq and is a predicted model, not a curated record. The transcript is spliced from 3 exons. Lineage: Eukaryota; Discosea; Longamoebia; Acanthamoebidae. Gene Ontology annotation, cellular component: membrane; cytoplasm. The coding region runs from base 1 to 576 and encodes 191 amino acids.
AUGUCCAACUCGAAGCCCACGACCACCGCCAGCUCGCCCAACGGUCUCGCCUCUCUCUGGGAAGCCUACAUUUUCCAGCUCCGUAAACGCCCGAUCCUCACCAAGGCGCUGACGUCGGCGGUGCUGUCAGGGCUGGGCAAUGUGGCGGCGCAAGUGGCGGUGGAACGCAAGGGGCUGCGUGGCCUCGACGUCGGCCGGCUGUGGCGGUUCACAGCGCUGGGUCUCCUGCUGAGCCCCGUGAGCCACUACAAGUUCCUGUGGCUGGAGAACCUCUUCCGCUUUGCCCGUGGCAAGACGGCCGUCUACGGCAAGCUCGCCAUCGACCAGCUCGUGUUUGGACCCAUCUUCAACGUCCUCUUCUACGUCCUCAUGGCCAUCCUCGAGGGACAGCCUUCGGCCAUGGGCGGCCUCAUCAAGUCCAACUUCUGGCCCACGACGGUGAACAGCUGGAAGGUGUGGCCCAUCGCCAGCUUCAUCAGCUUCAACUACGUGCCCGCCGAGCUGCGAGUGUUGUUCGUCAACGUGGUGGCCUUCUUCUGGGUCAUCAUCCUGUCUGGCAUCGCCGCCCGCAAGUAA